GCUGCAAUGGCCGUUCACCGCCUCAGGGGGCGCUGCUCAGACACGGUGAGAGAACCGAGGAGCGCAGAGGAAGAAGAGAAGCAGCGGCUGAGACGAUGGCCGGACUCUAUCAAUGGACCCGAGCUGGACUUAAAACAUAAUUUCACGCGCACUGAGCCAUCACCAGUGCCAGAGGGUGGAGCUAACUGGCAGCCAUGAUGGAGGAUGCUGAGCUGGAUCUUUCCCCCGCCCACUCGGAUCAGAACAGCCCCUCGCCCUCCAUCUCCAUCUCCUCCUCGCCCUCGCUGUCUCUUCCCUCCACGCCGUCCUCUUCCUGCGGCCCCCCACAGGCUACUACCCCUCCCCUGGGCGUGAUCAACGAGGGAGUGGCUGAGCUCAGCCUGGUGAUUGAUGCCGAGGUAGCCCAGCGGGCGUGUCAGGAAGUGCUGCAGAAGGUGAAGCUGCGUCAGGUGGAUUCCGACAGCACCUUAUCACAGAGCGAGGAGGGACCAGAUGCGCCGCCGUCCGACCCAGAGGGCCCGGCGCCAGGCUCAGUCAAGAGCGCGCGGCGGCGGCAGAGACACAACCCCUCCAAACAGUCGUGGCUGCUGCGCCUGUUCGAGUCCAAGCUGUUUGACGUCUCCAUGGCGAUCUCCUACCUGCACAACUCUAAGGAGCCUGGCGUGCAGGCCUACAUCGGUAACCGCCUGUUCAGCUUCCCGCACGAGGAGGUCGACUUCUACCUGCCGCAGCUGCUCAACAUGUACAUCCACAUGGACGAGGACGUCGGUGACGCCAUCAAACCCUAUGUGGUGCAUCGUUGCAGGCAGAGCAUCUCCUUCAGCCUGCAGUGCGCCUGGUUGCUCGGCGCUUACUCGUCCGACAUGCACAUUUCCACACAGCGCCACUCCCGGGGAACCAAGCUGAGGAAGCUCAUCCUGUCCGACGAACUGAAGCCCGCCGGGCCGCGGGUCCGCAGGGACCCCCUCGCCCUGACGCCGUUCUGUCCCGCGGCGCCCACCACCGUCAGCCCCGGGUCCCUGGGAGGAGAUCACAGCCUAUCGCCCACAAAGAGGACGCAUCAACGCUCCAAGUCGGACGCCACGGUCAGCAUCAGCCUGAGCAGCAACCUGAAGAGGACGGCGAGCAAUCCGAAGGUGGAAACCAGCCAAGACGAGGACUGCAGCUCCAGCUCCGACAGUCUGGAGUUCGAUUCCUGUCCCCCGGUGCGCCUGGCCCCUCAGAGGGAGUUCAUCAAGUCUCUGAUGGGCAUCGGGAAGCGUCUCGCCACGCUGCCCACCAAAGAGCAGAAGACGCAGCGUUUGAUCUCCGAGCUGUCGCUGCUCAACCACAAGCUGCCGGCCCGCGUAUGGCUGCCGACCUCCGCCUUCGACCACCACGUGGUGCGAGUGCCGCACACUCAGGCCGUGGUGCUCAACUCUAAAGACAAGGCGCCGUACCUGAUCUAUGUGGAGGUUCUGGAGUGUGAGAACUUUGAGACGUCCAGCGUUCCCAUUCGGAUCCCAGAGAACCGGAUCAGGAGCACGCGUUCUGUGGAGAACCUGCCAGACUGCGGCAUGACGCCGGAACAGCGAGCCGGCAGCUUCUCGGUCGUUCCAAACUAUGACAACGACGACGAGGCGUGGUCCGUGGACGACAUCGGAGAGCUGCAGGUGGAGCUCCCGGAGACUCACACCAACAGCUGUGAUAACAUCAGCCAGUUCUCGGUGGACAGCAUCACCAGCCUGGAGAGCAAAGAGCCCGUGUUCAUCGCCGCCGGAGACAUCAGGCGGCGUCUCUCAGAGCAGCUCGCCCAGGCCCCCACCACCUUCAAACGGGACCCUGAGGACCCGUCGGCGGUGGCGUUGAAGGAGCCGUGGGAGGAGAAAGUCAGGAGGAUCAGGGAGGGCUCUCCGUACGGACACCUGCCCACCUGGAGGCUCCUGUCUGUCAUUGUAAAGUGUGGAGACGACCUGCGGCAGGAGCUGCUCGCUUUCCAGGUGCUGCGGCAGCUGCAGUCGAUCUGGGAGCAGGAGCGCAUGCCGCUGUGGAUCAAGCCGUAUAAGAUCCUGGUGCUGUCGGCGGACAGCGGCAUGAUCGAGCCCGUGGUGAACGCCGUGUCGCUGCACCAGGUGAAGAAGCAGAGUCAGCUGUCGCUGCUCGACUACUUCCUGCAGGAGCACGGCGCGCCCACCACCGAGGCCUUUCUCACGGCGCAGAGGAACUUCGUGCAGAGCUGCGCCGGCUACAGCCUCAUCUGCUACCUGCUGCAGGUCAAAGACAGGCACAACGGGAACAUCCUGCUGGACGCCGAAGGCCACAUCAUCCACAUCGACUUCGGCUUCAUCCUGUCCAGCUCGCCCAGAAACCUCGGCUUUGAGACGUCCGCCUUCAAGCUAACCGCGGAGUUUGUGGACGUGAUGGGCGGGCCUGAUGGCGACAUGUUUAACUACUACAAGAUGCUGAUGCUCCAGGGCCUGAUCGCAGCCAGGAAGCACAUGGAGCGCGUGCUGCAGAUUGUGGAGAUCAUGCAGCAAGGCUCCCAGCUGCCCUGCUUCCACGGCUCGAGCACCAUGCGCGCCCUGAAGGAGCGCUUCCACAUGAGCCUGACGGAGGAGCAGCUGCAGCUGCUCAUCGAUCAGCUGGUGGACGGCUCCAUGAGGUCGCUCACCACCAAACUUUACGACGGCUUCCAGUACCUCACCAACGGCAUCAUGUGACCGCUGCACAGACUGAGGAGCUCUUACGGCUCCGCCCCCCUCCUUUAUUUUAUUCCAGGUUCUUUUUGUUGUCUCGUCUUCUCCAGGAGUUCAGCUUCCUCUUUGUCUCGUUAUGUUUGUCCUCUUCGGUUUUCGUUUUUUUUUUCUCUUCCAUAUGUGGACUGAUUGGUUGCUCCCGGGACUCUGAGCCAAUGAGAGAGCAGCCCACUUUUAGUUGUGACCUGUGAACUGUGAGCAGAGUGGCGCCGUUUCCUGUUUUACCUGCGACGGAGUUUCUUUGAGCCAAUUAAAACCAGUCGCUGUUCACCUUUA
Pundamilia nyererei is the source of this 3011-nucleotide messenger RNA. RefSeq names its product phosphatidylinositol 4-kinase, catalytic, beta (gene pi4kb). Lineage: Eukaryota; Metazoa; Chordata; Actinopteri; Cichliformes; Cichlidae. The transcript is spliced from 13 exons. Gene Ontology annotation, molecular function: 1-phosphatidylinositol 4-kinase activity. Gene Ontology annotation, cellular component: cytoplasm; membrane. Bases 195 to 2699 code for a protein of 834 amino acids. The record is from RefSeq and is a predicted model, not a curated record. Gene Ontology annotation, biological process: phosphatidylinositol-mediated signaling; phosphatidylinositol phosphate biosynthetic process.